This is a messenger RNA of Schistosoma margrebowiei, 2135 nucleotides long. The record is from the annotation of a GenBank genome assembly. Lineage: Eukaryota; Metazoa; Platyhelminthes; Trematoda; Strigeidida; Schistosomatidae.
CAAAGAGCGGCUUGAAAAACUGGACCUCUUUACUCUGUCCUAUCGCAGACUAAGGGGAGAUCUAACUUUGAUGUACAAAAUACUGAGAAAUGAUUUCGGACCUAAGUUAUUCUCUCUCUUUCUUCACACUAGAUCGCAACACCUUAGAGGACACAGCAGGCGAGUAGAAAAGCCAAGAACGAACAAAAUACCAGUGGCAUACAGGUUUUCACACCGAGUCAUCAAUACUUGGAACGUGCUGCCUGAAGCAGUGGUGUCCACACCUUCAAUUGACUCUUUCAAGAGAAGACUGGACACUCAUAGGAGCAUACUAGAAAAGGAAUAACAUAGGCCUUGAGAUCUCAGCUCGAACUUCGACCUCUGACAAGGUCACUGGAUCCGUUCCAUUGGAUCGUCUUAUAUAGUCUGGUAUGAUUUCUCUCUCUGUUUUGUUAGCACUUUUGAUUGGUGGAAAAGAUAACCUGCUUUAUUACAAUGAACAUUUCGAAGGCGAAUUGAGUGAAGCACCCCUGGAACGUCUACUUCCUACGUUGGUGACAUUUUAUAACCAAUAUUCAAGCGAGCCCUACAGAUAUGUGGCAUUUGACGCUAACCAGACAUUACAAACUCAUAUAAGGGGUUAUAGAUAUCGUUUCUCUGUUUUGUUGGCCCCCACUAUUUGCCCCAAAUACCAAGCGGAAUACAUAUCUAUUGCGCACUUGGGACCUUGCUCGUUGAAAGCAUAUGGAUAUCAACAAUGCGAUUUCGUUUUAAGCUUUCGAAAGGGUCUAGUGUAUGAUGAUAGCACGUUGUACCUUGAAGGUUGUCGAUCUGCUGUCCCGAGAAUGCCUGUAAACCUCGAGUACUUAGGCUUUAAGCUGCCUGCAAACGUGGAGGAGAAAUAUGCACAAUUUAAGUUAACAUAUAGAAAACAGUAUCAUGAGACAGAAGAUGAGAUUAGGUUUAAUAUCUUCAAAUCGAAUAUCUUGAAAGCUCAAUUGUAUCAGGUGUUCGAAAGAGGUUCAGCCAUUUAUGGAGUGACACCUUAUUCAGACUUAACAACUGAUGAAUUCGCACGCACCCAUCUAACUGCUUCCUGGGUAGUGUCGUCUAGUACAAGUAAUACACCAAUUUCUCUGGAAAAGGAGGUUAAGAAUAUACCAAAAAACUUCGAUUGGAGAGAAAAAGGCGCUGUAACUGAAGUAAAAAAUCAAGGAAUGUGUGGCUCUUGUUGGGCGUUCUCAACCACUGGUAAUGUUGAGAGUCAGUGGUUCCGCAAAACUGGAAAGUUAUUAUCAUUAAGUGAGCAGAUUCAGGAAUUUAAAUUAGGUAAUGUCUCAUAUUCUAUUCUAAUUUCUCCCUACCUACUUUGGCUUGGGCAACCGACUAGGAUCAUUAUUCAUCACGCAAACAGUACAAACCAGGUGCAAACAUAGAGUUGUAUUCAGUAAUUAAGUUGUGUCGAAUUUCUCGAAAUGGAGAGAGAUAUCAUUCAGCAAAAAACACUUUGUUACUGUUUGCUGUAUCAAAUAAACGUAUUUACAGAAGGUUUUACUAAAAUUCUCACGGAAGACGUAAGCAGUAGUUUUAAACGUAUCGUAAUAUUGAGCUUACAAAUUCAUGUAAGUGAAACGUGUACCAGUGUUUUGCAUUCAGCAAAAGAAAGGUAGAAAUAUAUAUAUGUUGUUUUGUGCAUAACUGUCUUCGUAUAGACUUUCUUUAAGGUGGGUUGAUUUGUAGCUCAAGUAACCUCAUUGUUACAAUACUGUGUACGUAUUUCAUUAAGGUUUAACCAGUUAUAAAGUGUGUUUAAAAAGCACAGCAACGCUACACUCUAUUCUGUAUAUAGUUCAAGUGUUUAGGUUAUGAAUUUUCCAACCACUACCUCAUUGAGUGAGAUUGUCCGAUAAACCUAUCUUGUAAGUUACUACCACUUCUAGUAUUCUUGAUGUUUAACCUUUUGAAUAAACCUACAAUUUGUUUAUUUAUUUAUUUCAACACAUAGAUAAUGGUACAAAGAGGCACCAAAUACAUAUGCGCCACACAAAUCUCAUCCGAUAUGUGUGAGGGCUGUGAUACUGCCCGGGUGCCCAAACCGAAGCAGGUGGUUAUCUUAGGGGGCCACACCCCGAGCCUUCAACCCAAAGGUCUGAUCC